Molecule: messenger RNA, 804 nt
Organism: Caenorhabditis elegans
Lineage: Eukaryota; Metazoa; Nematoda; Chromadorea; Rhabditida; Rhabditidae
Gene: Y39B6A.9
Product: Glycine-rich cell wall structural protein 1.8-like
Exons: 3
Coding region: 4-696 (230 amino acids)
Source: RefSeq, marked reviewed
GGUAUGACCCGUCGUGUGCUUCUUCUGUCUGCCUCAGUACUCCUAGCCACGGCCGGCUACGCACCAGAGCCCUACUACAACAAAUACGGGGGCUACCACAAGGCUUUGGACAAGAAGCACGGCGGUUAUGAAGCCGAUCAAACCGGUUACGGUGGACACAACGGAAUGUCGGAUUACGGUAAUGAGCAGGGAGCCUACGGACAUUAUGAUGGGAAGUAUGGAGAAGCUGGGAAAAAGUCUGGACAGGAGUACUAUGCCAAGGGGGAUGAGCAUGGACAUGGAGAUGAGGCUCAUGAAAAGGGACUGAAGAAGAAUGGAGACGCCUAUGGUGGAAAGAAGUUCUCCUACUUCACAUCUGGCUCCGGACCAUAUGGAUCAUACCAAAAGGGUUACUAUGGCUCCGAUGGAUAUGAGCAUGACGAUCACAAGAGCAAAUACUCAUCCCAUAACGAGGAUAAUGGGUUCAAGAAGGGUUAUGAUGGUGCUGGAGCUGGUCAUGAUGAUAAGUACACUAGCUAUGAUAAGGAAGACGCCGGCCACAAGAAACACCACGACAAGUACGACAUCGGAAAGUACGGAGCCAAGCAGGGAGGCUAUGCUAAACAAGGACACGAGGAGGGAUGGAAGAACGAGGCCCAGAAAAAUAGUUAUGGAUCCCGUGAAAAUGGACAAGAAUAUGGACAUCCAUACUAUUAAUCGGUUUUUUCUCGACAUUUGUUCCCUUGACUCAAUGAUUUUGCCCAAAUUCCCUCCUAUCAUUUUUUGACCACUUUUUUCCAAAUAAAUCUUAGUUAGUUUAAAAAU